AUGGUCUUCUGCGGGAAACCAAGCAAGGGAUGUCACUCGUGUCGCACGCGCAAGAUCCUGUGCGACCAGGGCCGACCGGGCUGUUCGCAAUGCCUGCAGGGCGGCUGGGAGUGUCCCGGGUACCGCGACACGCUGUCGUUGAUGUUUCGCGAUGAGAGUGAGAGGGUCAUUCGCAAGGCGACGACGGGGUCGUCGUCAAAGCGCAGUCCGCAGACGUCGAAACGAUCUAGAGCAGCUCCGAGUCGUGCGCGACCGAGUCGCGGGAGAGUCGUCAAAGAUAAGGGGGUGGAGGAGAAGGGCAAAGGAAAGGGGAAGGUGCAACCCCGCAAUUCCCCAAAGGAUGAAGAUUCCGAAGGCGACUCCAGUUCUUUCGCUUUGACGUCCACGACGCCGACGACGACGAUUUCGACGAUCAGUACACCAGAGACGAUAUUUAUUGAAGAGUUGGUGACGCGACAACCACAGUCAAUACAGCCCUCCUGGCAACCGACUCAAAAUGAAGCGAUUAGCUGGUUUCUUCGGCAUAACGCGUGGCCUGGCGCCCUGUUUAUGAUCGAUUUCAACCCCGACGUUCUCGCGCAGAUGAACAUGUCAAUGAGUGAAAAGGCGCGGAUGGCCAGCAUUGUCUCCUGUGCAACAGCGCUGCUUGGUCGGUUACGGAAGUCGACAGAGCUGAAAGAGGUUGCGAGGCAGGAAUACGGGCACGCUUUGGGUCUUUUAACGCGAGCGCUCUCGAAUGAGGAGGAAUCGAGGACGAAUGCAACGUUAUCCGCGGUGCUUUUGAUGGCAUUAUUUGAGGUUAUUACUAGUCGAUCGCUUGACACGAUGGAGAAGUGGACGAGCCAUGUCUAUGGAGCAUCGACGUUGCUCGAGUUACGAGGUCAAAACGAGCUACAAAGUCCAGAAGGGCUGAAACUCUUUAUUCAGUUGCGCUUCCAAAUAAUUAUAAGCUGCCUCCAACGUGGCCUCCACGUCCCAAAAUCCGUGCUCGAAUGCAACAAAAUCGCCAUGUACCUCCGACCCCAAGUGGAAGCCUACUGUGACCGCAUGACAUACAUCUCCGGCCGACUAGCGAACCUCCGCGCCGACAUAUUCGGCGGCAUCCUCACGGACACCGAAGAGAUCCUCUCGCGAGCCUGCGCGAUGGAAGCAGAACUAAUCGCCUGGCUCGCAAUGGCGCCCCCCGAAUUCCCCUACACCGUCAUUGAACACCCACCCUCAACCUACUGGACUGAAUCCUCCGGGGUGCGACCGCCUCUCUACAACGACGUAUACCACCUCUACCACGACCUCUGGGUCUGCCAUACCUGGAACCAAUAUCGAUUCACACGUAUCAUCAUUUGUGAGAUUACUCUGAGUUGUUUCCGUCGGCUGCUCAGCUCGUCCCACGUUAGCGCACCCAGCGAGAUCCAGCGGCAGAUUAACCUGCUACGCAAAACAACGCGCGAACUCGCCCUCGAUAUCUGCGCCAGCGCGCCAUACCACUUCGGGGCAGACAGUGUUACCGGCGAAGAGAGCCGACGAAUACCUGACUCCCAGAUCUAUGUCGGAGGCAUGCUCCUUCUCCUUCCACUCUCCAUCGCAGCAACCACAGAGAACCGAGAACACUCGUUGCGAAAAUGGAUCGGGAACUGUCUCAGCAUUCUCGGGCACGGGAUGGGAAUUGACCAAGCGUUCGCGAUCCUCGAAAAGCUAGACACUGAAGCAGGGUGGUUCGAGGACCUGGAAGACACGGACGAUGGAGUCGUCCUGCUAGGGACGAAUCGGGCCAAGGAUAAUCAAAUUCUAUUGGGGACGUGGAGUUCCAUGAUCAAUGCGAGUGUUUCGAACAGUUACGAUGGUUUUGAUGGAGGUGGGAAUUGGAAUAUGAAUUUUCCUGCGGCUGGGUGGGAAUAG
Aspergillus calidoustus is the source of this 1896-nucleotide messenger RNA. The record is from the annotation of a GenBank genome assembly. Lineage: Eukaryota; Fungi; Ascomycota; Eurotiomycetes; Eurotiales; Aspergillaceae.